CCCUAUAAAGAACCCCAAUACCAGUAAAUAGUUUCAGUCUCUACUCCCUUUCAAGCUCUCAAUCAUUUUCCUCUUAUUUCUAAGAUUUUCUCGAGAAAAUACCUGAGAAAAAAAAGAAGAAGAAGAAGCAAGGAGUAGAAGCUUCACUUCCCACCACAGUUCUGUUUGAUUCCAGAAAUUUAUUCCCUUUCCUUUUCCCGGCAAAAGGUUUGGUGCUCCUCCUCCUCACCCACAAUUUCCCUCUCUUUUUCUCAGCAACUUUCCUAGAAAACUUCACUUUUUCUUUCACUCUCUCUCUCUCUCUCUCUCUCUCUCUCUCUCAGACUCACGCAUGCCUGUGGAUUUUACACCUUCUCAGCUAAUCUCUCGAUCGGCGAAGAGAGUGUGUUUCAAUUUUUAUCUCUCUACUUUUUCUUCUCUCUCUCUGUCUCUCUGUCUCUCUCUCUCUUCAUUUUCUGCAACUUUCCUCAACAUUUCUCCUCCUCAAACACACUUUUCUCUCUCUAAAACCUCUCUUUAUUCUCUUCAAGUCAAAUCUUCAACGAAUCUUUUCUGUUUCUACAACCACUAUUUCACGCUCUUAUUCUCUGUGCCUUUCAAUGCGAAUCUGAGAAAUCUGUAGAGAUAUGGAUCGAAGCAUAGUGAAGUACAGUGAACACCGACGGCAAACCACGACGGUGAGGAGAAAGCUGCCGGAGAUGAAUGCCGCCGGACCGAGAGUCGUGAGAAUAUCUGUAACCGACGCCGAAGCAACCGACUCGUCGAGCGACGAAGAAGGAUUGUUCAGACGUCAGAGAGUGAAAAGGUUCUUCAACGAGAUCAUCAUCGAAUCGUCUUCGAGAGAGAACCUGAAUGUCAAUAAUAGACCAGCAACGAAGACGAAUCGCCGGAAAAAGUCCACCGGAAAAAUUCAAACUCCGGCGAAUCGAUCGGAGAAGAAGUUUCGCGGCGUGAGGCAACGGCCGUGGGGAAAAUGGGCGGCGGAGAUCAGAGAUCCGUCGAAACGUGUACGGCUGUGGUUAGGGACUUACGAGACAGCCGAAGAGGCAGCCAGGGUUUACGACCACGCGGCGAUUCAGUUGCGUGGACCUGACGCGCUCACCAACUUCGUCACUCCUCCGGCGAAAAUCGCUCGGGAAAUCACGCCGGUGUCAGUUUCCGAUUACAAUUCCGGCGAUGACAAGAACAAUCUUCCCUCUCCGACGUCUGUUUUACGAUUCCACUCUCCGACGAACGAAGAAGCUGAGUUGUCGCUGAGUGACUCAGUCAUUGCACACUCUCCUGCCAACGAAGAAGCUGAGUUGUCGCUGAGUGACUCAGUCAUUACAAAAUCUCAACAUUUCACAUGCGAUGACGUAUCCGGAUCAGAGAACUUUCACGAUAUCUCGGCGCUCGAUUCCAUGCUUCCUGAUUCACUGUUUGAUUUUCAAGAUCCGGUGCCCGAGUUGUUCGAAUGGUCGGGUUUACGAGACAAUGAGUUCGGGUUCGGGAUCGAUACAGUUCUUCCUGAUUCACUUUGCAAUUUUCAAGACCCGGAACGGUUAUUUGGAUCGGGUGAUGACUUCGGAUUCGGACUCGACCAAUCACCUAUGGAUGAUUAUUUUCAAAUCGACGAUUAUAUCCAAUUCCAAGACAUAGGUGGCGAUAUAUUGGGAUCAGAUUCUCCUGUUGCGAUAUGAUUCAGAGUAAACCACAAUUUUUCCAGAUAUUUUGAUCGGUUGGAAUUAAGUUAUCAGCUUUUGUUUUUAUUUUUAUUUUUAUUUUUAUUUUUGGUGGCUUGAGUUUUGUUUAUGUUUUUAUUUGUUAAUUUAUUAGUUUAGAAAAACGAACUCCGUCGUAUUAACGGUGACGGACGAGGAUUUGAGUACGUGCCUUUUGUUAAAGGGACGUGGUUUUUAGUCAUGGCUUUGGAAGAGACUUGAAUUGGGUGAGAGAAUGAAAUGUAAUGAAUGCAAAGGCAUACUAAUGCAAGUGUAUGAGUAAAUGAAUUUGGCACUCUCAAUUAAUGAUUUGUCGAGUUUUAAGGUCUCAA
This is a messenger RNA of Camellia sinensis, 2032 nucleotides long. RefSeq names its product ethylene-responsive transcription factor CRF1. Gene Ontology annotation, molecular function: DNA-binding transcription factor activity; DNA binding. NCBI's taxonomy places the organism in Eukaryota, Viridiplantae, Streptophyta, Magnoliopsida, Ericales, Theaceae. Gene Ontology annotation, biological process: regulation of DNA-templated transcription. The record is from RefSeq and is a predicted model, not a curated record.